Messenger RNA from Solenopsis invicta (red fire ant), 1299 nucleotides. RefSeq names its product dnaJ homolog subfamily C member 17. Gene Ontology annotation, biological process: spliceosomal complex disassembly. Gene Ontology annotation, molecular function: RNA binding. The record is from RefSeq and is a predicted model, not a curated record. Lineage: Eukaryota; Metazoa; Arthropoda; Insecta; Hymenoptera; Formicidae. Bases 219 to 1205 code for a protein of 328 amino acids. The transcript is spliced from 8 exons. Gene Ontology annotation, cellular component: spliceosomal complex.
ACACAUGUGCGUAAACGUGUGCAGUGGGAGCUGAUAACAUAUAUAAUAAACAACUAUGGGUAUUAAAUAGUGGUAAUCAGUCGUAAUGCACGUCACGCAUGCAUCAAUCUACAUUCUACGCAAGCGCGAGUCGCGUGUAAACGCAUGUGGAGGUGGAGCAAUUGUAUGUAUUUUAGACGUUUUGGACGAUAGAAGAAGAAUAUUCGAAUCAGAUAACAAUGGACGCAAUUACACAAAUGGAUCUGUACGGAUUGCUUGGUGUGGAGCCGACAGCUUCUAUAGCAGAGAUAAAAAAAGCAUAUCGUAAAAAAGCUUUGACGUGUCAUCCUGACAAGAACCCUGACAAUCCAAGAGCCGCGGAAUUAUUUCAGGAACUCUCACGAGUGUUGGAAAUAUUAACAGACACAAAAUCCAGAGCAGCUUAUGAUCAAGCCAUUGCUGCCAGGAAGCAAGCAAAGGAACGCAUUAGACAGUUUGAUGCCAAGAGGAAAAAAUUCAAGGAGGACUUGGAGGCACGAGAGGAAGCUUAUAAGAGGUCAUUUGAUCAUGCACCUGAAAGUAAAUCUAAUGAGGAACAACAAAAAGCGGAAAUAAAAAGAUUGCAAGACUGGUAUAAGCAAAUGGAAGAAGAGAUGAUCUUUACAAGAAAACUUUUUUCAGAGAAGCUUCAUGGAUCAAAGAAUUCAACAUCUAAUGUAGACGACUUUCGAAUCAAAAUUAAAUGGAAAGUACAAGAUGGUUCAACAAAUGGUGGAUACAAUUACAACAAUCUAUAUCAAAUAUUUUCCAAGUAUGGGGACAUAGCGGCUCUUGUUGUAUCAUCUACAAAAAAAGGCAGUGCUUUGAUUGAAUUUCAAGAUAAAAAUGCAGCAAAAACAGCGCUUCUAGCAGAAAUUGGUUUAGUCCAAAACCCAUUAACGCUGCGUGGUCUAUGGGAUACACAGAAACGUUCUACCAAUACAACAACGAGUGCAAAUUUUAAUACUGGAACACCUACAUUUCCUGCAACCAGACAUUUUAACAGCACGCCAUGCGCGUCUGUCAGUUUUUCUUCUGCACCUGAUAUAUUCAUGCAGCAACAAGCAAAGAUGUCGGAUGCAGAGUUUGAAAGUUGUGUAUUAACCGAUUUAAGGAGAGCACAGGAGCGUAAACGGCUUAUAGAAGAAAUGAAGGCACAGGAAGACACAGGGACUGAAGAAAUUUGAUCCUGGUAUUGAGAGAACUUAUAUGCGUUUAGUGAAUUUAUUUUUUUUUUCUAUGUGAGAAAUAUAACCAUAAUAAAAAAAUAUAUAUCCUUAA